UAACGACCAAUGAUAUUGAUAAAUUCCAUCUCGUAACCCCACUGUAAUACUAUUUUUUACCCAAUUUUCUCUUUAGACCUUUGACUUUCGAAUAGAGAACUUUCCUCUAAAUUUAUAGUAUCUGCUAGGGGAGGCAUUUACUUAACUUAGUCCUCCAUAAUCAGGAUGGUUUCGAACAUCGAAGACGAUGAAGUGGCCAGCAGCUGUCACACAGAGACCACACCGCUCUUGUCGAAUUCUGAGUCUCCGGAAUCCGAUAUCAGCGGUAGCUGGGGAGCAGAACUAUGGCUUCUCUUACAGUAUUCCGUUCCCCUCAUAGCUACUUAUCUUCUUCAGUAUUCAUAUAGUGUUAUCACCACCUUUGUCGCCGGUCAUCUUAGUGCCGAUGCUCUUGCAGCUGCCAGCAUAGGUAUGACGACAAUGAACAUCGUCGGAUUCGCUACCAUCGAGGGGAUGGCCACAGCUCUCGACACAUUGUGCGCUCAGGCAUAUGGAUCAGGAAGCCUUCAUGGAGUCGGAUUGCAUGUUCAAAAGAUGCUACUUCUCAUGGCAUUAUCCAUCAUCCCCAUUGGCAUCUUCUGGAUCUGCUCUCCAUGGGUGCUCUCUCUCUUCGUCCGACAACAACACUUAGCCGUCAUGGCAGGUUCUUUCCUGCGGGUUAGUCUCAUUGGAUUACCCGGAUACGCCUCUUUUGAAGCGGGCAAGCGGUUUCUCCAAGCCCAGGGAGACUUCAAAGCUGCUCUCUUUUCCAUCAUCAUAUGCUCGCCGAUCAAUGCCCUGCUCAGCUGGUUCUUCGUGUUUCGAAUGGGGAUGGGCCUCGACGGCGCUGCGUUGGGAGUCGCCCUCACCAAUAACCUUCGGCCUGUGCUUCUACUUUUCUACAUAAUGCUGCCGGUAGGCAAAUGGACGCAUCAAUGCUGGGGCGGGUUUUCGAGGGAUGCCCUCUCCAAGUGGGGGCCUAUGGUACGACUCUCAUUCGCGGGAUUUGCUGUUAACUUAGGGGAAUGGGCUGCUUUCGAGAUGAUGACUUUUAGCACCUCCUACCUUAGCACGAACCACAUCGCCGCGCAAUCGGUUGUGAUGACCAUUUCUAUCGUGUCAUGGCACAUCCCCUUCUCUCUGAGCGUCGCAAUAAGUACGCGCAUCGGCCAUCUUAUCGGCGCCGGCCUUGUCAAAACAGCUCGACGUGCUGCUGUCUUGUACGCGGUCGUUUGUACCAUUGUUGGAAGUGUUGAUGGAUUCAUAAUAUUCGCGCUGCGGAACCAGCUUUUAACCUUCUUCUCCGAAGACGAUGUUGUCUGUGAUAUUGCUUCCAAGACCAUGCUUACAGUUGCAGUGUUCCAGAUUAUCGAUGCUAUCAUAUGCUGCACUAACGGCUUGCUUCGUGGCCUUGGACGUCAGUCCUUCGCCGCUUGGGUCGUUUUAGCGGUCAAUUACUUGGGUGCUGUUCCACUAGCGAUGUGGUUAGAGUUGGGUUCACCGGCCUUGGGUUUAAACGGUGUUUGGAUUGGUCUUGGUAGUGGUAUGGUGCUGACUGCUGUUAUCGAGGGUGCUUAUAUGAAAUCAAUGAGGUGGCAGGAUUGCGUAGCUAGUGUGAAGUCGAGAGAAGGCUUGUAGGAGGCGUAUGAUGCGUCUAAGAGCACAGAGACUCGGCGCAUAACUUCCAACCAUGUAGUCUUGGUUACGACAUCAAUGUAACUAGAGGGCACUAGCCUUUAUGUCUAAUCAGUAAAGAAGUAGAUGCAAUACUACCCUGGAUAAAUUGGCU
Annulohypoxylon maeteangense is the source of this 1768-nucleotide messenger RNA. RefSeq names its product MATE efflux family protein. The coding region runs from base 166 to 1617 and encodes 483 amino acids. Gene Ontology annotation, cellular component: membrane. The transcript has a single exon. Lineage: Eukaryota; Fungi; Ascomycota; Sordariomycetes; Xylariales; Hypoxylaceae. Gene Ontology annotation, biological process: xenobiotic detoxification by transmembrane export across the plasma membrane. Gene Ontology annotation, molecular function: xenobiotic transmembrane transporter activity; antiporter activity. The record is from RefSeq and is a predicted model, not a curated record.